Lipotes vexillifer (Yangtze River dolphin) is the source of this 1545-nucleotide messenger RNA. It is a transcript of the gene CHRDL2, whose product is annotated as chordin like 2. The transcript has 11 exons. Gene Ontology annotation, molecular function: BMP binding. Gene Ontology annotation, biological process: cell differentiation; negative regulation of BMP signaling pathway. Bases 170 to 1462 code for a protein of 430 amino acids. Lineage: Eukaryota; Metazoa; Chordata; Mammalia; Artiodactyla; Lipotidae. The record is from RefSeq and is a predicted model, not a curated record.
CCCUUUUUGUCCUCACCACCUUCUUCUCGACCCUUCUCUGAAUCUCCACGGUAGCAGCCGCCCUCCCUGGGUCUGUGCAUUGCUUUGUGGCGCUGUGCCUCAGUGACCCCCUCAUCUCACUUUCCCCUCCCGGCUCAGCGCCUGGGGGCCUGGCCCUGGGGAAGGAAGGAUGGUUCCCGAGGUAAGGGUCCUCUCCUCCUUGCUGGGACUCGCGCUGCUCUGGUUCCCCUUGGACUCCCACGCACGAGCCCGCCCAGACAUGUUCUGCCUUUUCCACGGGAAGAGGUAUUCCCCCGGCGAGAGCUGGCACCCCUACCUGGAGCCCCAGGGCCUGAUGUACUGCCUGCGCUGUACUUGCUCCGAGAAUGCCCAUGUGAGCUGUUACCGCCUCCACUGCCCGCCUGUCCACUGCCCCCAGCCUGUGACCGAGCCACAGCAGUGCUGUCCCCGGUGUAUGGAACCUCACACCCCCUCUGGGCUCCGGGCCCCGCCAAGGUCCUGCCAGCACAACGGGACCACAUACCAACAUGGAGAGAUCUUCAGUGCCCACGAGCUGCUCCCUUCCCGCCUGCCCAACCAGUGUGUCCUCUGCAGCUGUACUGAGGGCCAGAUCUACUGUGGCCUCAUGACCUGCCCAGAACCGGGCUGCCCUGCACCCCUCCUGCUGCCCGCCUCCUGCUGCCAGGCCUGCAAAGAUGGGUCAAGUGAGAAGUCAGCUGAAGAGGAUGCCACGCAGUCACACCGUGGGGUGAGACAUUCCCAGGAUCCGUGUUCAGGGGACGGUGGGAGAAAGAGAGACCUGAGCACCCCAAGCCCCACUGGCCCCAGUGCCCCCCUGGGCUUCCUCCCUCACCAGUUCCGACCGAAGGAGGCAGGCAGCACGACAGUCAAGAUUGUUCUGAAGGAGAAACAUAAGAAAGCCUGUGUGCAUGGCGGGAAGACGUACUCCCAUGGGGAGGUGUGGCACCCAGCCUUCCGCUCCUUUGGACCCCUGCCCUGCAUCCUGUGCACCUGUCAGGACGGCCGCCAGGACUGCCAGCGGGUGACCUGCCCCACUGAGUACCCCUGCCGUCAGCCCAAGAAAGUGGCUGGGAAGUGCUGCAAGAUUUGUCCAGAGGACAAGGCAGACCCUGGCCACAGUGAGAUCAGUGCCACCAAGUGUCCGAAGGCGCCGGUCCGGGUCCUUGUCCACACGUCAGUAUCCCCAAGCCCGGACAACCUGCGUCGCCUGGCCCUCGAGCGUGAGGCUUCUGAACAGGUGGAGAUCUACCUCUGGAAGCUGGUAAAAGGAAUCUUCCACUUGAUUCAGAUCAAGAAAGUCAGGAAGCAAGACUUCCAGAAAGAGGCACAGAACUUCCGGUUGCUCACUGGCACCCACAAAGGUCACUGGAACGUCUUCCUAGCCCAGACCCCGGAGCUGAAGGUCACGGCCAGCCCAGACAAAGUGACCAAGACCUUGUAACAAAGACCUGAACAGCUGCAGAUGUGAGCUUUAUUAUUUUUGUUGUUAUAUAUUAAUAAAUAAGAAGUUGCAUUACCCCUCAA